AAAUUUACGAUACUGCCCCCACACACACACAGGAGACGAAAUCGAAAAGGUGAAAAUGGAGUCUCGUGAGAUUGCAAAGCUAGAAACAAAUUCAAUGCGAGUCAAAAAUUCGUCUCACGAAUCUCGCGAUUAGGGGUUCUCUCAAUUCUCGAUCUCCGCCUGAUUUUCCGAUUAGCCUUUCGCGGCGAGGUUGAUAUACACUUCGCCAGAUCGUCGGUGAUAUACGAAUCGGGGGACUGAUUCUUGAUCUGGAUUCGAUCUGAGCACAGUCCUAGUCUGUUCAUCUUGUGGAUUGUGAUCUUACUUUGCUAGAACCUAUUUCGUAAGUAGUGAAACUUGGAAUCAGAUGGCUAACGUACCACAUCGAUCGGUUAACCACCCGGGGACUCUCACUCCAUUAGAACCAGAUAGACCUUCACCACAACCACUCUCUCAUUCUCCUUCGGUAGUACCUUCACCUACACCUCCUAGGUAUCCUCAAGCACCACCAAGCUUCAGACCUGACCACAUGCAUUCACCAAACCUGUUGUCGCCUUCGAAUGCUAUCAGAACGGGGAGCCCUAUUCCUCGUAUGAGUACUCCCCCUGGUCCUCCGGUCUUUAACACUCCGGUUAAACCAGCAGCUGUGCCUUUCCGUACCUCACCAGCUACUCCUCAGCCUAUGGGGUACUCUUCGGCCACUGCUUCUUCUCUGCCCGUGUCUACACCUUCUUAUUACUCGAACGGGUCUUCUACUGGAUCUCAGCGUGAUCUUCCUGAUGUUGUUAGAAUGGAGGAACCUAUUGCUGCAGACUCGCCUUACGUUUUGUUUUCUGCCAAUAAAGUUUUAAGGCAGAAGAAGCUAGCCAAUGUAGCUAGUUUGGGUUUUGGAGCUAUAGUUUCUGCGGGGAGGGAGAUUAGUCCUGGUCCUCAGAUUAUCCAACGUGAUCCACAUCGCUGUCUACACUGUGGAGCGUAUUCUAAUCCUUACACCUCCAUAUUAAUUGGUUCAGGGCAAUGGCAGUGUGUUAUCUGCGAGAAAAUGAAUGGGAGUAAAGGUGAAUAUGUGGCUAUGAGCAAGGAUGAAUUGCGUAACUAUCCAGAACUCUCGUUGCCUCUGGUUGAUUAUGUUCAGACUGGAAACAGGAGACCUGGGUUUGUUCCUGCCUCUGACUCUCGGACAUCUGCACCAGUCGUUCUCGUUAUCGAUGAGUGUUUAGAUGAACCACACCUUCAGCACUUGCAGAGCUCUUUGCAUGCAUUUGUAGACUCGCUUCCACAAACCACAAGGCUUGGGAUUGUAGUGUAUGGCCGUACUGUUUCGAUAUACGAUUUCUCUGAAGAAUCUGUAGCUUCAGCCGAUGUUAUCUCUGGUGCUAAAUCACCAUCUGCAGAGUCGAUGAAAUCGCUGAUUUAUGGGACCGGUGUAUACUUGUCACCAAUGCAUGCAUCACUGAAGGUAGCACAUGAGAUAUUCUCGUCCUUAAGACCAUACACGUUGAAUGUUCCUGAAGCGUCUAGGGACAGGUGCCUUGGAACUGCUGUUGAGGCUGCUCUGGCCAUAAUUCAAGGACCAUCUGCAGAAAUGUCUCGGGGAGUGGUCAGAAGAGCAGGAGGUAACAGUAGAAUCAUCGUUUGCGCUGGUGGACCCGUAACAUAUGGACCCGGAUCAGUACCCCAUUCCAUGAGCCAUCCAAAUUAUCCUUACAUGGAAAAGACAGCUAUAAAAUGGAUGGAGACUUUAGGGCGUGAAGCUCACAGACACAACACGGUCGUGGACAUAUUGUGCGCUGGGACUUGCCCUCUCAGAGUUCCUGUCCUGCAGCCACUCGCAAAAACCUCAGGUGGUGUUUUGGUUCUCCACGAUGAUUUUGGUGAAGCCUUUGGCGUGGAUUUGCAGAGGGCGGCCACUAGAGCAGCUGGUUCACACGGCCUGCUUGAAGUUCGAUGCUCCGAUGAUAUUCGUAUAACUCAGGUGAUUGGACCUGGCGAAGAAGCAUAUUCAGAAACUUACGAGACGUUUAAGAGUGAUCCAGCUGUUUGUAUUCAGAUGCUAAGUGUCGAAGAGACACAAAGCUUCUCUAUCUCGAUGGAGAAUAAGAGAGACAUCCAGGGCGAUCACGUCUUUUUCCAGUUUGCUUUCCAUUAUUCAGAUGUUUAUCAAGCAGAUGUGUCUCGGGUGAUCACGUUCAAACUACCAACCGUUGAUAGUGUCUCAGCGUAUCUUCAGAGUGUUGUAGACGAAGCUGCUGCGGUUCUCAUCUCCAAGAGAACUCUUUUGAUAGCGAAAUCUCAGAAGGACGCAGUCGAUAUGCGUGCCACCGUAGACGAGAGAAUCAAAGACAUUCCUUUGAAAUUUGGAUCACAAGUGCCGAAAUCAAAGCUUUAUAGCUUCCCCAAGGAACUAUCUUGUCUUCCCGAGCUUCUCUUCCAUCUUAGGAGAGGUCCUCUUUUAGGAAACAUCAUUGGUUCUGAAGAUGAAAGAUCGGUGCUAAGGAACUUGUUUCUGAACGCAUCUUUCGAUCUGUCUCUACGAAUGGUGGCUCCACGUUGCUUGAUGCACCAAGAAGGAGGCACGUUCGAGGAGCUACCAGCGUAUGAUCUCUCGAUGCAGUCGGAUAAAGCUGUUAUUCUUGACCAUGGCACAGAUGUAUUUAUUUGGUUGGGAGCCGAACUGUCUGCUGAUGAGGUGAAGAGCGCUGCGGUUUUAGCAGCUUGCAGAACGUUAGCUGAAGAAUUAACCGAGUUCCGGUUUCCAGCACCGCGCAUUCUCGCAUUCAAGGAGGGAAGUUCACAGGCUAGAUAUUUUGUUUGCCGGCUUAUACCAGCGCAUAAAGAUCCUCCUUAUGAGCAGGAAGCAAGAUUUCCACAGGUGAGAAGGUUGACGGCGGAGCAAAGAAGGAAACUAAAGAGUAGUUUUAUAGAGUUUGAUGAAGAGAGUUUCUGCGAGUGGAUGAGGAGUUUGAGAGUAGUGCCUCCGGAGCCCAGGUAGAAAACUUUAAAGAGAGAGAGAGAGAGAGCUUUCAAUAUUCUCUUGCUUUUGUCGUUCGCUUCUCUUUUGAUAUUUUGGGUACUACUACUGUACUGAGUCUUUUGUUUUUAGGAUAUCUCUUUUAAACUGUCUCAUGUGUUCUUGAAUUGAAUUAUACUUUUGUUAUUAUAACAACAAAAUAAAAGUCUAGUCUAGUGAUACAUUGGUUAAGGGAUA
Molecule: messenger RNA, 3187 nt
Organism: Brassica napus (rape)
Lineage: Eukaryota; Viridiplantae; Streptophyta; Magnoliopsida; Brassicales; Brassicaceae
Product: protein transport protein SEC23
Exons: 6
Coding region: 347-2971 (874 amino acids)
Biological process (GO): COPII-coated vesicle cargo loading; endoplasmic reticulum to Golgi vesicle-mediated transport; intracellular protein transport
Cellular component (GO): endoplasmic reticulum exit site; COPII vesicle coat
Molecular function (GO): GTPase activator activity; zinc ion binding
Source: RefSeq, a predicted model, not a curated record